Symbiodinium sp. CCMP2456 is the source of this 435-nucleotide messenger RNA. Lineage: Eukaryota; Dinophyceae; Suessiales; Symbiodiniaceae. The record is from the annotation of a GenBank genome assembly.
AUGGUCGGGGAUAUGCUGCGGCAGAUGCGCGUGGUGGAGAGGCAGGUCACCAGCUUGGCGGCCAAGGGCAACCAGAUCCGGGCCAUGGGCAAACUCGACCUGCAGACGAAGGCCAACGAGAAUGCCACGCUGGUGCAGGAGCUGAACCAGCUGCGGAUGUUGAAGAGCUCGCUUCAGCGGAAGGUCCGGGAUCUCUCCUCGAGGCUUUCAACCCUCGUCCCGGGGACGGAGAAAGGGGCGAUCAAAGGCGGGCAGGCGACGGCGCAGCUUCCAUCUCCACCUCCGGCCCUUGGGGCCGUGACGGGGCCCCCACCGGGCAUGCCCGGCCCGCGGCAGAACACCUCAUCCCGGGAGCUGCUGGAGGAUGCUCCAUCGCCCGUCUUGAAGCAGCCGGUGCAGCUAGCGCCGGUCGGGUCCUCCUCGCAAGAGCUUUAG